Epinephelus moara (kelp grouper) is the source of this 2003-nucleotide messenger RNA. RefSeq names its product zinc finger protein OZF-like. The record is from RefSeq and is a predicted model, not a curated record. NCBI's taxonomy places the organism in Eukaryota, Metazoa, Chordata, Actinopteri, Perciformes, Serranidae. The coding region runs from base 104 to 1618 and encodes 504 amino acids. The transcript has 2 exons.
GUAAACAGCAGAGGCGGGAACAGUUAGUUGCAUGAAGGUGUUGAAUUAGCAGGAAAACGACAGUCGCAGCACAGAGAGUGAUUUAUUUUGUAACUAAGCAACAAUGUCUUCAGCUGAGUAUCUGAGAGAGUUUGUUAAUGAGAGACUAACUGCUGCUGCUCAAGAAAUAUUCGGAGUUUUCAAAUCAACUAUCGUCAAGUAUGAAGAAGAGCUCGACCGUCAGAGGAGGCUGUUGGAUGUCGUUCGGAAACCUGAAAUAAAGUUACACAGGAUAGAGCUCCCACAGCAACAUGUCUGUAAGGAGGAGGAGGUUCUCUCUGAGCAGCAGCUCUGUAUUCAGGAGAGGAACUCCAGUGUGGACCAAGAGGAGCCAGAGCCUCCACAGAUUAAAGAGGAAGAGGAGGAAGAGCAUGGGACUGACGCCUCCAUGUUGAUCCCUCCUUAUGAGGACAGUGACCACAGUGAAGAUCAGACUCUGUACUUCAGUCCUGAUGAUGCUCUCAGUGCAGCAGAGGAGGAAGUGGAGUUCAGCGCACCAGGUUCAAGCCCUGUGGUGUCAGAAGAACACAGUUACCACCCGCUCCUCUUCCACAGCUCUCAUGAAGCUGAGAGCCAAGAUCAGGAAGAAGGCGAACAUGGAGACUUGGGAACAACUAGUGACGCAGAACCAAAACCAAAGAGAAGACGUCACAAAAGGAAAAAUCAUGAUAACACUGCAAACAAGUCAAACAUGUCAGGCGUUUACCGUCAUGCUCACACAGGUGAAAAGUCCUUCAAAUGUGAAAAAUGUGGGAAACACUUUAAUAUUAAGUUAAAAUUGCGGAGACACAUGAGAGUCCACACAGCCGAGAGGCCACAUUCCUGCACAAUAUGUGGAAAAAAAUUUAUGUAUAAUAGCCAGUUGUUGAUACACAUCAGCACACACAGUGAAGAGAGGCCGUUUACAUGCAAAACUUGUGGGAGAGCUUUCAAACACAGCUGUGAUUUGAAAAACCACAGAGUCAGAGUCCUGACGAGUGACAAGCCCAUCCUCUGCAAGUUCUGCGGGAAAAGAUUCUGUAUGAUUUCAGCGUUGCAAAGGCACAAGAGUAUCCACACAGGUGAGAAGCCGUAUUCUUGCAAGUUCUGCGGGAAAAGUUUCUGUGCGAGUACCGUAUUGAAAAGGCACGAGAGUAUCCACACAGGUGAGAAGCCGUAUUCUUGCAAAAUAUGUGGAAAAGAUUUCGGAUAUAAAAGUCACUUCUUGGCCCACAUGAGAACGCACAGAAAUGAGAGGAAGUUUACAUGUAACACAUGUGGGCAAGCUUUCAGACGUAUCUAUGAGCUGACAGUCCACAUGAGAAGAGCCCACACUGGUGAGAAACCGUACUCUUGCAAGGUCUGCAGGAAAACAUUUUGUGACGUUUCAGUAUUGAAAAGGCAUAUUAGCAUCCACACAGGUGAGAUGCUGUACACUUGUAAAACAUGUGGGCAAGCUUUCAGACGUGACUAUGAACUGUCAGUCCACAUGAGAAGAGUCCACGCUGAUGGGAAGCCGUACCUUUGCAACACCUGUGGGAAAAUUUUUGUUUCAGUGAUUGAGUUGGAAAGGCAUGUAAGCGUUCAUACAGACCAGUAGUAUUCCAUUUGAACUGACACAAGUGAUGAGCCACAUCAUGGCAGCGGUAAAAUAACAGAGCAUCAGCGAACACAGGAGAAACCAUUGAGUUGAAACUCUUGUGGAGACGUGUUCACUAACUGAAGGAAACAAGCUUUUGCAUUUGAAACAUAUCCUUAACUGAUUAUAACAUGUUUUCAAUAAAGAUGAGAUGUAAAUAUAUCUUGCUGUAAAGUUUUGCUUCACGUGACUGCACUGCUUACAUUUUUGUUUUGUGAAUAUUUCUUGAGUAUUUCUGCGAAAUAACUGUAAUCUCCCAAAUAAAGGAAAAUGUUAGUGUCAGUGUGAGUGCACAGUGGUGGCUGUUAUACGAAAGGUGUGAUGUGGAUGAAUGAUUCUUGUGUCA